AGUGCGCAUGCUUUUGGGGUUCUCUUUAAACCGCUUUUCAAAAUGAAAUCCUCCCGUUGCAGCCUUACGGUGAUUCAGCAGCGGAUAGAUGAAGUACAGCGCUUCCUGUCGGUGACUCUCGCCAUCGCCAACGCUCACACGGUCGAGUUUUACACACACGACGUGUGGAAGCGGUUUAUGGCUGUGACGCCACAAGAGGUCCUGGCAGCAGUCAGUUCCGGUAGCGAACAGGAGGGGGAGCCAGAGCACAAAGAAAAGGAGCAUUCCAGGACCACAUUUGGGUUUUGCGUUCAUUCAAACCGCCUGGUUGACAUCCAUGAGCUGGUAGAGGCGGCCAAGGCCCAAUCCCUUCCUGGCCUUGGAGUGUGUGUGAGCAGGGAUGAGCUGCUGCAGAGCCUGAGAGGCAGCGAGUCAGAGUGUGCAGAAAUCGAUAAACUGGAGCCAGAUGAGUUUAUGAACGCAAAGAAAUCCCAUGAAGUCCAGUGCAUGUCUAAGGUGGUGGCUUGUUUGGCCCAGCACUGUGGAGUCAAACAGGUGAUAGAUGUGGGGUCAGGGAAGGGCUACCUGAGCUCCUUCCUGUCGCUGCAGUACGGCCUCCAGGUGUUCGGCAUUGACUCCUCCAGCACCAAUACGCAUGGUGCUCAGGAGAGGAACAGGAAGCUCAAGAAGUUCUCACGAGCGUACCAGAAACGCUCGAAAGCAGCACUGACCCAAGUGGAGGCCCAGUACUCGCCUCAAACGGAGUUGGUGGAAAGAAAACCUGGGCUGAAUCAGGACAGGGACACUUUAACAGGAAGUGGCUCUCAGGAGGAUCUAGGGGUGUCAGUCGACGUUCUGGCUGCAGGAACUCAGCCGGAGCUCGGUCCAGAAACGGGGGAGCUCUUUCUGAGCGCUCUGUCAGCAGAUGUGAUUCAUCCUCCGUCCCCCAGAGUUUCUCCAAGUCAGCUCAGUGUGGAGGAGAGGGAGAGGAGAAAGAGAGAGAACCUGGAGAAGAAAGCUCGGAGCAGAAGAGAGGGCGCCGACGCUGUGUUUUCACCGCUCACGUCUUAUGUCACGUCAGAAACUGAGCUGCGGAAUCUCAUCACUGAGCUAGAGGAAGCCGUCAUGGUCGGCCUGCACACGUGUGGAGACUUGGCUGCGAGCACGCUGAGGAUGUUUGUGGCGAAGCCGGAGCUGUCGGCCGUCUGCGGCGUGGGCUGCUGCUAUCACCUGCUGUCUGAGGAGUUCAACCCGGACGGACAGGAGAAACCGUUGCAGACUGCGUGUGGUUUCCCCCUGAGUCAGUACCUCCGCAAUCAGUCCUGUUUCUGCGGCAGGAACGCCAGGAUGUCAGCAUGUUUGGCUCUGGAGCGAGUCUCACUUGGCCAGGGUAUUCAGAUGGAGUCUUUGUUCUUCCGAGCAGUGCUUCAUGUUAUUCUGAGGGACCACUACAGCUCCUAUAAAAGCGAGAAGCGGGUCGGAAAUGUUUAUUCCAAAGCAAAAUCAUUUGUGGACUACGUUCGGCGAGCUCUGCACCGAUUGGAGCUGGAUGACUCAAAGCUUUGUGACAGUGACAUUCAGAGCUACCAUGACGCGUACAAAGCACGGAUGGACGAGAUGCACGCCUUUAACAUGUUGAAGGUGGCCCUUGCUCCAUGCAUCGAGGGUCUGAUUCUGCUGGAUCGUCUCUGCUACCUGAAAGAACAGGAGGGUGUGUCGUUCUCUGCAUUGGUUCAGCUAUUCGACCCCCUGCUGUCUCCAAGAUGCUACGCCGUCGUCGGACUUAAAAGUCAUUCUACAAAACUAAAAAGCUGAGACACUUAUGCAUAUGCACAUGGAGAUAAUACACUUAGAUUAUAUUUGUAUAUGAUUGUCGGCAUAUUUGUCUUGAAAACGACUAUUGAAGUGCAUCGUGACCUCCUGGUUUCAUUAGAUUCAUUGAUUGAGCAUUUCAAUCCUCAAGUUUGUAUUUUACCUGCGAUUUGGUUUCUGAUGGGCCACAUACAUGAAACAUUUGCAGUUUUCCAAUACUUUGAAAUACUUGUAAGUUCUGUGGGGCCUGUGUGAUUGAAUGAUGUAUUUUGCAGCCUAAUGUCACUUGACUCUUAAGAAAACUCGUUUUAAAGGACCCUUCAGGGAAUUGGGGGUAUUUUGGGAUUUGAGUGAACUUUGGGCACAUCUGGAAAACUCAUUUCUAGUUAAGGUUGAGAAAUACGUUGAGGAGAGAUGCUGAAUGCAACUUAUUCUCUUUUUUCCUGUUGGUUUUAUAAUAGUCACAACUUGUACAUCGUUAAACCAUCAGAAUCAUUCUCUUGAGAUUGUAUGUAGUAUGCUAACUCAAAUUAGCACACCAUAGUGAAGUAAAAGGAAAAUAUUUCCUGUUUUUUUAUACUAAUAAAAAUGAUGAAAAUGUAACCAUUUACAUGCUGUAUUCCAUACUAAUUAUUUAGGAGACUCCACUUGUGUGUAGCUUAAUUUCAACAUAAAUGCAGCUUUGCCAAGGGAAUAAAGCAAAACAUGUGAAAGAAGGACUUUUAAAUCAGAUCAGACCAAAAUGAUAUCUUUCUCUCAGUAAAAUAUUGUGGCAGCAGCAUUAUGCUUUGGGGAUUCUUUUCUACUAAGGGAAGCAGAUCAAAUUUGAUAUUUGAUUGGAAGACAUAUAGAGCCAUCUAAAGGGUAGACGUGAAAAGAAAUGGCUCAAUUGGAAUGGUUUAGAUCGACACAUAUGCACUCAACUGUGCACUACUUGUGUUGGUAACAUUAUAAAAUGUGAUUCAAUUCAGGGACAAUUUGAAUUACAUAGUGUUGGUAACGGAAAAGUGAAUUUUAAACAAAAGAAAAUAAUUGGCUUAAAUUUUAUGUGCUCUGUUUCAGUAUUCGCCAUUGAAUCAUAAAUGAUUAGAGCAGAUGUUUCAGGACCCUUUUUAAAUGCAGAAAGCAUUGAUCCAUCCAUUUUCUAACACCAUUGUCCCUAGUGGGGUUGGGAGGGGUGCUGGUGCCCAUCUCUAGCUAGAAAUCAUUGAUUCUUACAAAAAAAAGAAAAAGCAAAGAUCCUGAACUAAUUAAGCCUGAAACUGUUAGAUCUGUUAGAUUCAGAGCAGAUUGAUAUUAACCAUCUCUUCCUGUCGCACACCUUCUCCUGCGUCCUCCAUCUGUCGUGCCGGUUACAGCAACCGGCACAUCUGCAGCCCAUUCACAGGGUUCAAGUAGCUGUGGCGGUGAAACUGCACUACGUCCCACAGCCUUUUUUUAAAAUUUAUAUCCCAGUGAAGACGGAUCAUGGAGCAGACGAAAAUGAAAGAAAGUCACAGAUGUGAGCUUGUGUUGUUUUAUUUGGGGGUAGGGGGAUUUUGGGACGGAGUCUGCCACCGCUUGGGGUUUUCUUUUCACUGACUGAGUCACAUCCUGUCAAACCUGCCUUGAUGGUCACACGCAUGUUUGUGCAAAACUCAUCCAGCCUCUUUCAAGUGUCCACGCAGGGGGAAGAAAAACGCCGCACACAAAUCUGCUACCAGUUUACAAUGGGAGGGUAGGUAAACUCCAAUUUCCUGGCUUUGCACUUAACAGAUGGCAGGAAAAGGUUCUCAGCAGGAUGCGGUGAAGGCUUUGAGACACAAAUAGUCCGAAUGAAGAAGGCCGUACCACCUACAAGGACUUUUCCCUGCCAGGUAGGAGUUGGAGGAAGUGGUAUGGAAGUGAGGGGAGUCCGGCUUACGUAUUCGCUUUUGGCUUUGAUGAGACUUUCUCACAGAGCUGCUUGAAUCCAGGCCUCUGUAAUCCUCUCUGAUUUCCAAAUUCAUCUCCAGAAAUCCCUAAAGCCAAGGGCUUCAUACAUAAAGCUUCAUCUGAUUUUGUUAGAGUGUAAUUAGAGUUUGGAAUUGGAAGGAAAAUAAUGGGAUUUAUCAUCUCAACUCUGCCAAAAAAAUAAUGCGGAAAAAGUUGAAGAAGGAGGAUGCAGGAUGCUUUGUAUGAAUAUUUGAAGAGCCAUCCCCUUUGAAGUACAUUUCCUCUCAACCCAGAUUCCUUCCAGGAAUCUUGUUUGUCAUGAUAUCUUUUAUGUGUGACUUUUUUCUUUUUUUUAGAGAGGUGUGAUAGCAGGCUGCCAUCGGAGAGAACUUGGGCACCAUCUGCCUGUUCCUUCACUGGCACAUUGUCUUCACUGCUUGAUCAGAUGUCUGCAGUCCCAAUCAGCUUGUUGCAGAUUUAAAUAACUUAUCUGUCAUUUUUAUCUGACACACUGCUCUAAAUGUUUGGGGGUCUUUUCCACCCUUUCCACAAUUUUGAUUUGCCAUGCCACAAAAGCCUCUGUCAUUUAUUUGGGGAUUUAUGUCAUGAACCAAAACAAAGUGGAUUAAACUUCGAUUUUUUCACCAAAAUAUUAUAAAUGUGGCAUACAUACACACAGAGUUAGCUCAGAUGACAAAAUACCUUUACUCCUGUUUGCUGCAGUUGGAGCUGAAGGUUUUUGCCUCUUGUCCGUUUGUCUUUACUGCUAAAAUUCAGUUGGAUUUGUGAAUACAAAUGUUAAUAUUUUUUAAAUAAAUUCUCAUUUGCCUUAA
Messenger RNA from Poeciliopsis prolifica (blackstripe livebearer), 4538 nucleotides. RefSeq names its product methyltransferase like 25 (gene mettl25). Lineage: Eukaryota; Metazoa; Chordata; Actinopteri; Cyprinodontiformes; Poeciliidae. The coding region runs from base 43 to 1794 and encodes 583 amino acids. The record is from RefSeq and is a predicted model, not a curated record. The transcript has 12 exons.